CUCAGUCCAGUGACUCUAGGCCUAUACUUUUCAAUUGAGACGUAAUGUCUUUGGAGUGACACAAUCGUCCAUUGUAUGUCCACCCCACUGACCUAUAAUCCACCUUUCUACCCCCUUUCCAUAGUUUAAUAACAUAGAUUGUGUUCAGUUGUCACUUUCCAAUGUUUUCGCUGGCGUCUCAAGGCUCAUGGUCAAUACACAUGGAAGAUAUCGUUUGAUUGGCUACGGUAGAUAAUCCUUAAGACUACACUAAUUAUCAAUUGAGUGACGCGUUUAACCCGAAGUCGAAGGUCAGAAUUUUGGCCACGCUGUCCAGAUAACUUACUAUUAGGUCAUCGGAAUUCACUUCAGCUGGACGCUGACCCACCUUGCUUGUUGCAGUAGUGACUAAAACUUUAGUGUUGGAGUAUCGAGUUGGAUAACUCUUUGAGUCAGGUAUUAAGUCUGUACAAGGGUUGAAGUCAUUCCAUUAUAUGAUGGGUGUACUGUACAGGGGAUGGCUGACUAAGUCACCCCCCGAGAAGAAGCUGGGCAAUCACAUCAAGCUCUUCCGCGCAAAGUGGAAGAGGCGUUUCUUCGUGAUGACCGUCAAAGAUGGCCGACACGAGCUGGCUUACUACAAGGAUCAGAGUUGCCAGAACAAAAAAGGCACCGUCAACCUCAAAGACUGCAAGAGCGCCUCUCGCGUUCUCCAGACGAACGUGUUCCCCAACCUCCUGGCCCUCAAAACCAUCAGCAAGAACAAACCCAGAACCUAUUACCUGGCUGCUGAACAUGGCUACGAGGUGGACAAUUGGCUGCACUGGUUGCACCUAGUUUGCGGGAUCAAAGAAGAAGAAUCUUCGACCAAAGAAGAUGAUCCCAAGACAAUGGAGCAUUUGGAUUACAACCCUCCAGAGAUCACACUCAGCAGAUCAUCUAAUCCACAGGACGACUCUGUCCAGUGCAGCGACGUGUCUGUGCAACUCUCUAUUGGGGAUGCAGACUCCGAAGAGAACCCUUACUCUGAAGUGGAUUCUCCGAAAGCAGAACGAAAAUCGAGCCCGAAGUUCGCAGACUUUAUUCAGUAUCUCAACGAUAGUCUUACAGUGGCCGAGAAAUUAGGCGAAUUUCCGUUGUCUUCCAGGCUUUCAGGAAGCAAUACUUCAAUGGAGACAAAAACUGGCUUGGAACCGCCAGAAGCCACUCUCGACCUGCCCAUCUACUCAAACGAUCAACGCCAGCAUCAGAAAGGUCGUGCAGUCAGCGACUACGAUGUCCCGAGAUCCACCUUAGUGAAGGGAUGCCCCCCUAUUCUGCCAUUGCCAUUUCGUAGGUCAAAUCUGUCCGAUCACAUCUAUGUAAAUACAUCCCCAAUGGCCCACUUGGACAAUCCAGAGAUCUAAUACAGUUUACUCAAUACCAACCAAUGCUUCUACUGAUGACAUGGAUGGCACCCUCGUUCUUCUUUGUUCUCAGUAUGAAGGAGAGCUGAAACAGCCAGUUCUACACGUGAUAAGAAAGGCGCAAUGGUGUCCAGAUUAAACGUCGCUUAACAAGUGAACAAAUAGACUGCCAAUCACAAUGAAAGUAAUCAAUUCUAAAAGUUACUUGUAAAUACGAAGAAAAAAUGAAAAGAAUUAUGCUUUACAUUUUCUAUUUCAGAAUUAAAGUUUGAUGUAUCCAAAUUAUGUUGUAAUAUAUGAAUGAGAAUCUCACUUGUUUGUUAACAUGUAAAUAUAAACAUAUAGUGUGUAUCUUUUACGUUGAUAAACAAAAUAAUUAUCCUUAUUUCACAAUUUCAUAAGAUCUUUAUCUUUUCAGUGAUUUUAAUACUUUUAUGAUUAUAUUAGAAUACGGUACAAUGUGGAGCGUCUGUUAAAAGAAGUGAGAAUGACAUGACUGCCACUAUGUCAACAAGUGGUUCAGAUUUUUUAUGACAAAAUAAAUAUUGUUUUGUACAUUUUG
Molecule: messenger RNA, 1947 nt
Organism: Biomphalaria glabrata
Lineage: Eukaryota; Metazoa; Mollusca; Gastropoda; Planorbidae
Exons: 2
Coding region: 474-1385 (303 amino acids)
Source: RefSeq, a predicted model, not a curated record